GGUUGGUUAGUAGUAGUUUGAUAUUUAUCAGUCGCAAGGAGAAGGAUUUAAAACAACCAAUGUAUUUUUCUUCAUCACUUUUUAAAUGGGUACGAAAUCAACGAUAUCAGCCUCUAAGGUUUCCGAUUAUGAGAAUAUUGUUCGAAGUAACAUUGUAGAUGUUGAACUUAUUGGAAAUAGAUGUGAAGCUGUGAAUUCUGUGAAUGCUGAAACACCCAACGAUUUGUCAGAGGAUCAGUUACACCGUCUGCUUGGUAAAUUACAAGAAUCUGAACUUCAAGACAUAGCGGCAUUGGUAAACAAAGAUAGCGUUAGUUAUCCAUUGGAAAAUCCAUGUCUGGUGGCAUUCACACUUGCGGAGGAGAAACGCAUACUGUAUCUGCAAGUCUUACUGAUUAUCGUCGGACGACUCGAUACAGCUCUUUUGAUGACGGAUUUUGCACAGAAGCAUUGCUUGGUUCAUUUGCACCAAGUGGCUAACUGUGUAUUCACUAUUGUUGUUUUCGAUGACAUUUCUGAUGUCGAAAAGCAUGAGCUUCUGACAGUUGUUCGAAGUUGGAUGCCAGAAGCAAAGAUUGUGCUCACGAAAUGGGUGUGUCAAACAUGGUUACAGAAGGUCGGUCUGAUGAAGGCAUGUACACGUUGUUUGCAGCACAUGGGCUCUAUCAAUUCAAUUCUAAAAGAUUACAUACGCCAGAGGGGCAUUUAUAUGCUACACUGGUUGAACGACACACGUGAAAUAAGCGUUGAAAUGUGUGAUGCAGGGUGUGAGAAGUGCUCUACGAUCGACCAUCACCUUCCGGGUAUACUUUACACAGUCCGAGAAGCCCUUAAUGAGUUCAAUACUAUAAAACGUAAUAUCAAAAAGACCAAAGAAGCACAAAUAUCUCAUCGAGUUUUACCUUAUAGUGAUGCCCACGCGAAAGGCAAAAGGACAAUUAACGAUUUCCGUUCUGGUGUUCAAAAGAUUGUUUCUCCUAUUAAUUGUGGGCCUAAAUGUCUAACGUAAUGAUAAGCCAUGAACGGCUGGAUCAUACUGGAAUCGUUAUAAUGACUGUGUUGUUUAAAAGUAAUAUAAUUGGAAAAUUAAUAUUGAAUCUUAUAUUUCACGUGAAGCAUAACCGUAUACAUGAAUGCAGUAAAGAUAUAAUUUUUAAAUAUGAACACAUGCUUAUGAAAUACAGUAAUUCUAAUGUUUUUACAUAAGCAGCAUGAAAAUCUGCCUUUUAUGCACCAGUUGAAAUUCUUAAGAAAAAUUGUUUUAUCUGUGUUAACAUCCUUUCACGGUUAAUUUGGAACUCCACAAACGGAUCACUUGAUCCUGCAACCUGUAUAAUAGUGAUCAUAAUAUUUUACAUCACUUAUGUGAUCGAUGAAGAAUAUUAUAGUACAAUGGAAUCAGAUUCAACAAAACAAACACAAGUGUCAUAACACGCAAGUUCAGUGAUAUUUUUGUGGAAACUCUUUUUUAACGAGCUUCUUCUAUUUAUUUAUGUUUUGUUUUGAUAUAAUAUCCCAUUUCA
Messenger RNA from Dreissena polymorpha, 1523 nucleotides. RefSeq lists its product as uncharacterized. Bases 86 to 1009 code for a protein of 307 amino acids. The transcript has 5 exons. The record is from RefSeq and is a predicted model, not a curated record. NCBI's taxonomy places the organism in Eukaryota, Metazoa, Mollusca, Bivalvia, Myida, Dreissenidae.